Messenger RNA from Seriola aureovittata, 2237 nucleotides. RefSeq names its product G/T mismatch-specific thymine DNA glycosylase-like. The transcript has 11 exons. The coding region runs from base 143 to 1510 and encodes 455 amino acids. NCBI's taxonomy places the organism in Eukaryota, Metazoa, Chordata, Actinopteri, Carangiformes, Carangidae. Gene Ontology annotation, molecular function: mismatch base pair DNA N-glycosylase activity. Gene Ontology annotation, biological process: base-excision repair, AP site formation. The record is from RefSeq and is a predicted model, not a curated record. Gene Ontology annotation, cellular component: nucleus.
CGGCAGGACUGUCAUGUCUUUGUUGCCUGUGUAGCACCCCAAGUAUUGAUUAUAGAAGAGCGGGGUAGAUGGAAAAAUAACAGUUAUCUAUACAGAGGAGGCAGAUUUAAACCUUACCCAUAACAGUCAAACCACCCAAAAGAUGGAAGAAAAGAUGAAUGGAUCACUGCCUGUUGUCUCCCCAGAGUAUCUUCAACAGUGGGUUCAGUCUGCCCAGCAGUUCCACGCUCUCCAGGCCCAGUAUUCAGGCUUCAACUCCAACCAUCAGUUUCACUACCCGGAGAGGCAGGCGGGAGAGGAAGCCAUGGCGCACAUGGCUAAUCCAGAUCCCAUGAUGGAUCAACAGGAGCCUGCCAACAUGGCAAAACCCCCAGCCAAGAAGAGAGGCAGAACAGCUCAACCGAAGGAACCCAAGGCACCCAAACCACCAAAAGUACCUAAGGCACCAAAGGCACCAAAGGCACCAAAGCCUCCUAAGGACCCAAAUGCACCUAGAGCCAAACCCGGUCCUAAGCCCAAGAAGGGCACUGAUGCUCAGGCAGACGGCAAGCAGGAGAAGAUCGAUGAAAGCUUCAAGAAGGUGAAGAGGAAAAUUGACCGCUUCAAGGGAAUGUCAGAAGAGGAAGUCAUGAAAAAAACUCUACCAGACCUACUAGACUACAACCUGGACUAUGUCAUUAUCGGUAUCAAUCCAGGGCUGAUGGCAGCUUUCAUUGGACGAUGGUUUCCAGGACCUGGAAAUCAUUUUUGGAAGUGCCUGUUUCUGUCUGGAUUUACUGAGGAGCAGCUCAACCACAUGCAUGACACCACCUUGCCUGUCAAGUACAAAAUGGGCUUCACCAACAUGGUGGCCAGGGCGACGCCAGGGAGUAAAGACCUCUCAAGUAAAGAGUUACGUGAAGGAGGCAAAAUUCUCGUAGAGAAGUUAAAGAAAUAUAAGCCUCUUAUUGCUGUUUUCAAUGGAAAAUGUAUCUAUGAAAUGUUCUGCAGAGAGUUGUUUGGUAAAAAACCACAGAAGCUUGAAUUUGGUUUGCAGCCACACAAGAUCCCCGACUGUGACGUGGCUCUGUAUUUGAUGCCGUCUUCCAGCGCUCGUUGUGCUCAGUUCCCUCGUGCUCAGGACAAAGUCCACUUCUACAUCAAACUGAGGGAGCUCAGAGAUCACCUGAAGGGCGUACAAAGAAGCACUGAGAUCGAGGAGAUCGACUACACGUUUGACCUCGGUUUGGCCAAGGAGGACGCCAAAAGGAUGGCGAUUAAGGAGGAGCAGUAUGAUCCUGGUUAUGAAGAUGCCUAUGGUGGAGCAUAUGUAGAGAAAGGACCUGAAGAGGCCCAGAGCCAGACCAACGGUCACUGUACAUUCUCAUCUGGAGGAAACACAGAAGGAGCACAGGAAGCGACCACGUCACAGACAGCAGGCGGCCAGCUUCCAGACGGACAGUGGAUGACCCAGUCCUUUGCAGAUCAGAUCCCAGAUAUCAGUGGUGGACCAAAAGACGGCAGCAUAUGAGGACACAGGCUUUGACUCCUGCUGCAGUUCAGUCCUUCACCUCUUUUGUCAGGUCUUAGAUUGUUUUCCUCUUUAUUAGUGUCGGGGUGGAAUAUACACACAUAGAUGGACUUUUUAGAAAUUUUGCAGAAUAUUCUGUGUUUUAUUUCGUUUGUGACCUUGUAUUCAUGUACGAUCGUCUUCAUGGCAGUCUUUUUAAAUAUGUGAAAUCAGGGACUUGACAACGAUGCUUGACUGUCAUUGGAGGAGGUCAUGUAUUUAAACAUUGUUUUGCCUUUGUACCUUACUGUACUGUACUAUACUGCACUGUGAUGCAGUAGCUGUAAACAUUCACGUCUACUGUUUUAACAGUAGAUAAAACUCCAGAUGAUUAUUUUAUAAGCUUGUCUGAUCUGUGUGAGCCUAUAUGAUCCUCUCUGUGAAAUGAGGAUUCAGCUAAGCAUUAAUAUUUUUACAUUCAUGGUGCUAUGAACUGACCACGAUGCAAAGUGAUCACCCGGUGAAACCAGACUCAUUAUGGAUGUUAGAGGUUCCACAGGGGGAAUUUCUGUCACACCUUUCAAUACAAUGUUACAAAAAUCAAACAGGUUUUAUUUUAAACUUUGUUAUCACUUUUUUUGCUUUAGGAAUUUUAGAAUUAUGUUUUGUAUGUUUAUGGAAAUGACAUUCACAAGGAAUUUUAUGAAACAUUUGUCCAUUAAAAUGUCCUGAUGAUGCUUUUUCUAUA